Microplitis demolitor is the source of this 1422-nucleotide messenger RNA. RefSeq names its product bcl-2-related ovarian killer protein homolog B. The record is from RefSeq and is a predicted model, not a curated record. The transcript is spliced from 3 exons. Gene Ontology annotation, cellular component: mitochondrial outer membrane. The coding region runs from base 465 to 1292 and encodes 275 amino acids. NCBI's taxonomy places the organism in Eukaryota, Metazoa, Arthropoda, Insecta, Hymenoptera, Braconidae. Gene Ontology annotation, molecular function: protein homodimerization activity; protein heterodimerization activity. Gene Ontology annotation, biological process: regulation of apoptotic process; intrinsic apoptotic signaling pathway in response to DNA damage; extrinsic apoptotic signaling pathway in absence of ligand.
CUAUUGAUAACUUUUAUGAAUAGAUGUUUGUAUGUGCGAAUGAUAGUGACAUGAAUAAGUGAUACAAAAAGUAAGUCUGUAUGUGUUUGCCCUCUUACCAAAUACAUCAUCAUUACUUACUCGGUGUAUAUACUUAUUAUUAUUAUUAUUAUUAUUAUACCUGGAUGACUUUGAUACGUGUCUCUUGUAUGUAGAAUAUUACAACACUACAAACUAUUGAGUAGUCGUUAAAUUACACUUACAAUUCAGUAAACCCGAUUACUUUUAUUUUCACUUUAGUCGUUUAGUCUUACGUACACUCAACGCAACUUGUUCUCUUGCUCUUUUCUAUCUUUUCUUAUUUAUCAUUACUAGUUAAUUAUUUUAUUAUAAAAAUAUAAUACUUUAUCUGGUGUAAUGUACGUGUGCACUUGAAAAUAUUUUUUUGUUAUCUGAAGACGUGUUAGUAAUUAAUAUAUAUUCAAAUGGUAUCGCGUGUGGCUAAUAAAAGUGAUGAUAAAUUAUUAUCUGUACCUGUAAAUGAUCGUGUACGAAGAAGUAGCUUGUCAUUAUUGAAUUUGCCAGAUAGUUCAUCAUUUCAAGGUGUCGCGGGUUCUGCUAGACGACGAUUGAGUAACGUCAGUGAUGUUGUGUCGAAAAAAAUAUCAGAUACUAUCGGCUGGCGAUCUGUUGCUGCUAAUGUUGAACUUGCUGUCAUGCAGGGAUCAGUACUUUGCGGUCAAUUUAUUAAAAAUCGUCUGAAACGGUCGGGAAUAUUUCAAAAAAAGUUGGGAUUGAAAAGAAUGCGAAGUGGCGGAAUGAUGUCAUCUGAAGGAUUGCUAGUUGUAGCAGAAGUAUGUCCGGUGUUGAAUAGUUUAGGAGCUGAACUAGAAAAGAUGUAUCCGAAAUUGUAUAAAAAUAUUGCACGGCAAAUAGGAGCCGGGUCAUUUUCCAAUGAACAAUCUGCUGCAGAAGCCAUCACUGAUGUAUCACGUGAAUUAUUGAGGACUGGUGAAAUGACAUGGAGUAAAAUAAUAUCACUGUACUCAGUGGCUGGUGGUGUUGCUGUUGACUGUGUCCGUCAAGGAAAGCCCGAGUUUAUCGGAGCUAUUCAACGUGCGAUGACAAAUGUCCUUGAAGAAGAUUUGGCCUCGUGGAUUCAAGCCAAUGGAGGAUGGAUUGCAUUAAGUAAUAGAUGCCGUACAAGCAUUGAUGCAGACACAUGGCAAGAACGUGACACAUUAAUUUUACUUGUUUCAACGACAGUUAUUAUGGGGCUUGCAUUAUUAUUACGGAUAUUCAUUUUCUAUUAACUAUCAUCAGAUUUGUUGUUGUUAUCAGUCUCUACCUCCGUCUCUGUGAUUAUACUAUUCUGUAUAUUAAAUAAUAAUAAUUAGAAUAAUAAAAAAUUGAUUUAAAUGAAUAAUAAAUAAUUACCAUUGA